This is a messenger RNA of Galleria mellonella (greater wax moth), 2011 nucleotides long. RefSeq names its product ATP synthase subunit gamma, mitochondrial-like. Gene Ontology annotation, biological process: proton motive force-driven ATP synthesis. The transcript has 5 exons. Gene Ontology annotation, molecular function: proton-transporting ATP synthase activity, rotational mechanism. The record is from RefSeq and is a predicted model, not a curated record. The coding region runs from base 219 to 1124 and encodes 301 amino acids. Lineage: Eukaryota; Metazoa; Arthropoda; Insecta; Lepidoptera; Pyralidae.
UUCAAUGACUUCGGUUAAUGAAAAAAUAAUGUCUCAAAAUGUCAUUUCAAUAUUUUAAUGUCAAUAUUCCAGACAAAUUAUCUUUUUGAAGACUAGGCAGCAUGGUCUCCGACCUUAGCCUGUUCCAAACGGAACAAACGUACUAAAAAAAAAAAAAAAUUAAUGUCAAUGUUAAUAUUUCAUAUUAGCACAAUAUUAAAAUUAAAUGAAAUUAAACAAUGGUGCAACUGAAACAGGUCUCGUUACGACUGAAGUCGAUCAAGAGCAUUCAAAAAAUUACGAAAACCAUGAAAAUGGUGUCAGCCAGCAAGUUCACAAAAGCUGAACGCGAGUUGCAAGCGGCUCGACCAUUCGGAUAUGGGCCCCGCAAAUUCUACGAGUCGAGCCAAUUGGUGUUGGGCAAAGUGGACGUUAAGAAGGAUGAGAAGGCCAAAGAGCCAUCUGCUCCGGAACCGGUUACAGAAAAAAUAGAAGAAAAAGACACGAAGAAGGUUAGAAGAAUUUAUGUAGCGGUCACUUCUGAUAGAGGUUUAUGCGGCGGUAUACACAGCGGCGUGGCGCGAAGAAUCCGCCGCGAGAUGACCGCCAGGGAAGCGGAGGCGCCCACGCACAAGCUGGUGUGCAUCGGGGACAAAUCGCGCUUACUGCUCCACCGCACCUUCUCCGACAGUAUGCUCGUCAGCGUCAAGGAUAUCGGUCGCAUAGCUCCUGUGUUUACGGACGCGUCCAUCAUGGCGGCGGCGAUCACAGACGCGGGCUAUACGUACGACGUGGGCGAAAUAUACUACAACAAGUACUUCACACCGGUCAAGUACGAGAUGACCAUUGUGCCCUUCUUCAAUAAGUUCAAAAUCGAGUCAGCGCCCAAUAUAAAUGCGUUCGACGACGUGGAGGCCGACCAGCUGGAGUGCUACGCGGAGUGGACCCUCGCGGCGCUUAUUUACUACGCACUGAAGGAGGCUGCCGCCAGCGAACAGUCGGCCCGCAUGGCCGCCAUGGACAACGCCACCAAGAACGCUGCCGAGAUGAUCCGCAAGCUGACGCUGCUGUUCAACAGGACCCGGCAGGCCGUCAUCACCAGGGAACUCAUCGAGAUCAUAUCCGGCGCCGCCGCACUCAAAUAAACCCACUCGCUGUCAGUAGCGCGGUUUUUAUUCUUAAGGAAUAUAUAAAUUUCCUCUAUUUACAAUCAAUGAUUACUUUGACAUUUAAUGAAUUCUCAUUUUCAGUAAAUUUUAUUUUUAUUAAUUUAUUCUUUUGUAAACAUAUUACAAUGUUCUCAUUGUCUUAUUACAAAGGAUUUAUUUUAUCAAUCAAUGAAGAUUGAAAGGUGCAUCCGCUUGUACUAAUGAUAUUCAAUAAUAGAUCGCCAAUUAAGGAUAAAACGAUUACUGUGUAAUCAGGCCAGUUGGCCAAUGGUGGUGAAUUUACUAAGAAUUAACCGAAAUUGUACCUCGUCGCUUUCCGGAUAACCAAUGAAUCUGACAGAGUAUAUAUUACUAAUGACCUUUCCCUCCCAAAUGCUAAGUAGUGUGUAAAAUUAUCUUUAUAUACUUACAUUCAAUCAGUCAAGAUACUGAGAUUGAUUAAAUGACUUUUUAUUUUUACUUUUAUGCAACUUAAAAUGGCAAACAAACACCGCCCACCUGAUGGAAAGUGGUAACCGUCGCCUGUAAACAUGAGCAGUACCAUGGACAUAACAGAGUGUACUGUUUCGCCCAUGAUACCCCUCAUGCGUUGCCAUUCCUGAGGACUCAGGUGUUAUUCCUCCGUACCCAGUAAAUUCACUGCCAUGUCCCAUCCUUCAAACUCAAACAUAGCCACGCAAAUAACUGCUUCACGGUAGAAACAUGAAUGGGACAGAGGUGCUCAAGCAAACGACUUUUGUACAAAGUCCCCCUCUGGUAAAUGAUUAAUUAUUACGAUUGAUUCAAAACAGAUUUUAGUAGAAUAUAGAUAAUUGUCAUUUAAUUGAAUAACAAUAAAUUCGUAUUUACAGUAUUUAAUUUUA